Messenger RNA from Lecanosticta acicola, 370 nucleotides. The record is from the annotation of a GenBank genome assembly. NCBI's taxonomy places the organism in Eukaryota, Fungi, Ascomycota, Dothideomycetes, Mycosphaerellales, Mycosphaerellaceae.
AUGUUCGGCGUCGCGGGUGCUCCGGCAACGCGAGAGCAGUACUUGGAUGAUUGGGAAGAAGAUCUGUACGAGCGCUCAGAGGAUCUGUACAAGCGCGAACAGAAAGUGACCGGGCGCGAGAUGGCACUUGCAUUCGCCAAAGAGCAGGUGGAGGAUCUGGAGAUGCAGAUACUGCGGGAGCGUAUGGCACGUUUGGACGCAGAAGUCCGGGGGAUCAGACUGAAGCAGGAAUUGCUCGAAUGUGCGGUCGAAGAAGAGAUGUCCGGACGACCGACGGGUUUCUUAUCAUCAGCAACCGUCGGACUCGUUCAUCGGUUUCGAAACGAGCCCCGGUGGCGUGCAAGAGGGACAACAGGAGCAAGGGGAUUGA